AUGAAGGGGUGCACCUGGGUAUUUGUGGCAUCUUUACUUUGUCAGCAGUUUUGCCUCUUCAGAGUUACGGCAGCAAAGAGAGAGAGGAAGAUGAAGAAAGAACCUAAUCAGUAUACGGAGCCUUUCAAUGUGACCCUCUCAAACAGUGAGGAACUGCACGGGCAUCCCAAGAUCCUAGAAUCUCCAGAUCCUCGAAUCACGGAUCCACGGCGGACCUGGAUCUCCUUUGUUCACCGCCCAGAUGAUGGCAAUACCUCUAAAAGGAGAUGCAAAGGGAAAGACAAGAAAUUACGUGGCCUUGUUGGGCCCCCAGGACCUCCUGGUCCCCAGGGACCUCCAGGAGCACCUGGUGCUGAAGUCACCCGGGAAGUCCUCCUGCAGGAGUUUAAGGAGAUAUUAAAAGAAGCCAUUGAGCGUCGAGCAUCCCUGGCUAUUUCAGCCCAUCCUAGCCAGCUGCCUCCACUCCUGCUCUCCUUGGAGGAAGUUUCGCCCCACAGACAUGUAGAGGAGGCAUUCCAUUGCAAGCUAAAAGGACAAGUCAUUGUAGAUAAGAAGACCCUGGUAGAACUUCAGAACUUCCAGUCGCCUCUGGCCAAAGGAGCUUUUCUCCGGGGGACGGGAUUAAAUCUGGCAACAGGACGUUUCACAGCACCUGUGUCCGGCAUCUACCAGUUUUCAGCAAAUGUCCACAUUGACCACAGUGAGUUGAAGAGUAAAGUCCAACUCCGAGCCAGAGAUAAUGUCCGAGUGUUGAUCUGCAUUGAAUCUCUGUGCCACCGAUACACGUCUUUGGAAGUGAUUGCUGGUCUGGAAAGUAACAGCAAAAUCUUCACUAUCUAUGUCCAUGGCUUACUGCAGCUGCAGGCUGGCCAGUACACCUCCAUAUUUGUGGACAACAGUGCUGGAGCUCCCAUCACCAUUCAGAAUGGAUCAGACUUCAUGGGGAUGUUAAUGGGCGCAUAGCAUCAUCUGCAGCAGUGUAGCAGGGAAGGAUAUGAAUUAGAGCCUUGCAGUGUAUAUUUGACUGAAGAAACCUUUAUUUUGACUCUUGAAGACUUCUUCCUGUAACUGUUGGCAUCUUUUUAAACAAAGAGCCUUUCCUCACAGAUACUUCAGCUUGCUUUCAGAGGCUACUGCUUUUCAAGGUCCACACCAGUUCAUUCA
Molecule: messenger RNA, 1164 nt
Organism: Balearica regulorum gibbericeps (East African grey crowned-crane)
Lineage: Eukaryota; Metazoa; Chordata; Aves; Gruiformes; Gruidae
Gene: C1QTNF12
Product: C1q and TNF related 12
Biological process (GO): negative regulation of gluconeogenesis; positive regulation of insulin receptor signaling pathway; positive regulation of D-glucose import across plasma membrane
Molecular function (GO): hormone activity
Source: RefSeq, a predicted model, not a curated record